AUGUUCUAUACCACCGGAACUACCUUCCACGCGAGAAGAGAACACGGUUUGUUCAGUCGUUCAGUGGACAACGUUGUUUUCUACAUCGUAUUGGUGAGUUGUAUUGAUAUAUGCAGAGUCAGUGGGCUAGGGGAUUCGGUGAAAAUCCCUGGGGACGUAGUACUGGGCGGACUCUUUCCCAUCCACAGCGCGGGGAUCGGCAAACCGUGCGGCUACGCCAAGAAGGAGCAGGGCAUACAGCGGAUGGAAGCUAUGUUGUAUGCCAUCGAUAUGAUCAAUAAGAGGACCGACUUACUGCCUAACAUCACCCUGGGAGCCCACAUACUGGAUACGUGUUCUCGCGACACAUACGCCUUGGAGCAAUCUAUGCAGUUCGUUGGUCCAAAGAUGGGCCACGUGGACCUAGAGAACGUAGAGUGCCCCAACGGGAGCGACCCAAUUUACAGUCAACCCCAGCCGGUAGCAGGAGUCGCGGGCGCUUCAUCAAGCUCUGUCUCCGUUAUGGUGGCCAACAUACUCGGUUUAUUUCAAAUUCCGCAGAUCAGUUAUGCAUCGACCAGCUCUGAACUUAGUGACAAGUCACGCUAUAAUUACUUCUCCAGAGUGGUGCCACCGGACUCCUACCAAGCCCAGGCCAUGAUCGAUUUGGUGCAAGCGUUCGGCUGGGAGUAUGUCUCCACGGUAGCGUCGGAGGGCAAUUACGGGGAAGGUGGGGUGGAAGCUUUUACCCAACUCGCUAAAAAUACAGGUAUCUGCAUUGCCAAAUCGGAGAAGAUUUAUAUGGAUUCGUUAGAUAGUUCCUUUGAUCGUAUCGUGGAGUAUCUAUUCGAGAAAACACAGGCGAGAGGCGUUAUAACAUUCGUCAACGAGGAUGAUCUUCAACGUUUGCUACAGGCCACUGAACGCAAUAAUAUGACGGGUCACUUCAUUUGGAUCGCCAGUGAUAGUUGGGGGACCAAGGACUCCCCCGUAGAAGAUCAGGAAAGAGUGGCAGAGGGCGCUAUAACAAUUUUACCCAAGCAAACAGCUUUAUCAGGUUUCGACAAGUAUUUUCAGGCACUUAACCCGACUAACAACACCCGCAAUCCUUGGUUCAAGGAAUUCUGGGAGAGUUUUUUCAAAUGUAAAUUCAACGAAUCCGUGGCUGCAAAUGCAGACGUCAUUUGUACAGGACACGAACAAAUUUCUUCUUUAACGGGCUACCGGCAGGAGGGAUUAGUACAAUUUGUGGUAGAUGCUGUUCUGAGUUUUGCUUAUGCGUUACAAAAGAUGAAAGAAGACAGGUGUCCAGACUCCGCAGAGCUAUGUGAUGCGAUGAAACCUGUACAGGGUCUGGAUCUACUGAGUUACGUGCGAAAUGCCCGAUUUACAGGGAGCGCUGGUACGGAGAUUCGUUUCAAUGAUAACGGCGACGCCCCAGGACGAUACAAUAUAUUUCAAUUCCAGUUGGUCAACAACACUUGGACUUAUUUGCCGAUCGGUGAAUGGGAAGAAGUCUUAGAUCUUGAUAUAUCUAAAACAAUAUGGGGUCAGAAACCGCCAGAUUCCGUCUGUUCGCAUCCGUGUCCUUCGGGGAUGGCGAUGAAGAGAAACGUGGGCGAGAAAUGUUGCUGGGUGUGCACAAAGUGCGCUGAAUACGAAUAUCUCCCAGACCAUGCUACGUGCGAAGACUGUGGGCCAGGAUUUUGGCCGAAUGACACAAAAACUGGAUGCUAUGAAAUACCACAAGAAUACACAACGUGGACUUCUGCGUGGGCAAUCGCCACGGGUGCGUUUGCGCUUACGGGAAUCAUUUUCGAAGUGUUCAUCAUCGCAAUAUUUAUCGCAUAUAAUAACACUCCUCUCAUCCGGGCAUCCGGGAGGGAGUUGAUGUUUGUUCUGCUCUUUGGAAUUUUUAUCUGCUAUGGCAUGACGUUCGUUAUAAUGACCAAACCCACCCCAACGAAGUGUUGCAUGGAACGUCUUGGGCUUGGAUUGUGUCUCGUCACCUGCUAUGCGGCCCUCUUAACAAAGACUAAUAGAAUAUCACGAAUUUUCAACCAGGGAAUAAAAAGCGCAAUUCGUCCGAAAUACACGAGUCCCAAGUCGCAAAUAGUUAUAUGUGUUGCGCUGAUAUCGCUUCAAGUACUUGGAGUGACAGUGUGGUUGGUACUGGACCCCCCGCAGACAAGGGUGGAAUAUAUAUCGCGUGAUCGUGCUGUGUUGCGAUGCGCUACUAGCGACUCGACGUUAAUGACGUCAUUAUUGUACAACAUGCUGCUCAUCGUGUUAUGCACUGUCUAUGCAUUUAAGACUCGAAAAAUCCCAGAAAACUUUAACGAAGCGAAGUUUAUUGGGUUUACAAUGUACACCACGUGCAUAGUGUGGCUUGCGUUUCUUUGUAUUUACUUUGGAACAUCCGACAAAGACCCAAAGAUCCAAAUGACAAGCCUGAGUUUUACCGUCAGCAUGAGUGCGUCUGUUGUACUGGUGCUGCUUUUCGUCCCAAAGGUUUAUAUUGUGGUGUUUCAGCCACACAAAAAUGUCCGACAGGCGACCAAAGUUGGAACUCGGUCACAAAGUACUAUGAAUGGUAGGGAAUACACUCGAACUCCAGCCACGAGCUCAUCAGACGUAGCGUUGAGGAUAGCAAGUAGCACAUCGGACACGCGGGAAUCAUUUGACGAUAUCCUGUUCGAAGGCACGGACGUGGCGGAUUUAUCGGCAAUUUAUCUAGGCUGCGAGCGGCAGACGACGAUAUGA
Saccoglossus kowalevskii is the source of this 2742-nucleotide messenger RNA. RefSeq names its product metabotropic glutamate receptor 8-like. The record is from RefSeq and is a predicted model, not a curated record. Gene Ontology annotation, biological process: G protein-coupled receptor signaling pathway. Gene Ontology annotation, molecular function: G protein-coupled receptor activity. Lineage: Eukaryota; Metazoa; Hemichordata; Enteropneusta; Harrimaniidae. Gene Ontology annotation, cellular component: membrane.